This is a messenger RNA of Blepharisma stoltei, 312 nucleotides long. The record is from the annotation of a GenBank genome assembly. Lineage: Eukaryota; Ciliophora; Heterotrichea; Heterotrichida; Blepharismidae.
AUGUGUCUUUGAUUAAGUUUUCUUUUAUUUCAAGCAAUUCUUUUGACAGCUUUUGUAGCUCAUCUAUUAAGGCUUCCUUGAUUUUUGGAUUUAUUUUUAGUUUUAAGGUCUCAAGUUGGUGCUUUACGAGACAAGCGCUUUGAAGAUGCUUAUAUACAUGAAUGCUGCAAGAGUAGCUUGCAGGCUUCACACAUAUGCAGAAAGCUUUUUACUUCAUUUUUGCAUCCCUGCUUCCAGCACUCCAUGAUUAAGAUAAAUAUAAGGCCAUUGAAUUCCUGAAAAGAAGAGUAUAAGAAAUAUAAAAGAAUUUAG